Messenger RNA from Vombatus ursinus (common wombat), 537 nucleotides. Its product is annotated as 40S ribosomal protein S23. Gene Ontology annotation, biological process: translation. Lineage: Eukaryota; Metazoa; Chordata; Mammalia; Diprotodontia; Vombatidae. Gene Ontology annotation, molecular function: structural constituent of ribosome. Bases 61 to 492 code for a protein of 143 amino acids. The transcript has 4 exons. The record is from RefSeq and is a predicted model, not a curated record. Gene Ontology annotation, cellular component: ribosome; cytosolic small ribosomal subunit.
GACUCGCGCGUGCGUAGUUCAUUCUUGCUGGGCUCCGGGAGCUGCGCGGGCAGAGGCGAGAUGGGCAAGUGCCGCGGACUCCGCACGGCCCGGAAGCUGCGCAGCCACCGGCGGGACCAGAAGUGGCACGACAAGCAGUACAAGAAGGCCCACCUAGGCACGGCGCUCAAGGCCAACCCCUUCGGGGGAGCCUCGCACGCCAAGGGCAUCGUCCUGGAGAAAGUGGGUGUGGAAGCCAAGCAGCCCAAUUCUGCCAUCAGGAAGUGUGUGAGAGUUCAGCUGAUCAAGAAUGGCAAGAAAAUCACAGCCUUUGUUCCAAAUGAUGGUUGCUUGAACUUUAUUGAGGAAAAUGAUGAGGUGUUAGUGGCUGGCUUUGGUCGAAAGGGCCAUGCUGUUGGUGAUAUUCCUGGAGUCCGCUUCAAAGUUGUAAAAGUAGCCAAUGUUUCUCUUCUGGCUUUGUACAAAGGCAAGAAGGAGAGACCAAGAUCAUAAAGUAAUUCUAACAAUAAAUUUUUUCAUUUAAAGAGUGUCAGAGAA